AUUCCAUAGCGGUGUCGAAUUCCAAAGCACAAGCCGGCAUAGGCUGAAGGGCGCUGGAGAGGGAGUGUCGCGCUACAGCUGCAAAGUGGACUGACAAAAAACGAGCACGCCCACAAAUGCAAACUGCUUCACAGUGGUUCGUAGGCCUUAAGAAGCCUAAUACAAAGGGCUGUUUUAGGCGGAGAAAGGCUUUGCCCGCACGUAGCGUAAAAUAAGUUUUGAAGCGGGACUAAGGAAGGAGGGACGCCCACGGUUGUGAGAGGCGGGGGAAGGGGACAAGUGCGGACGAAGGCCUGGGGUCAAGGCGUGUCGAACCCCAUCGCUAGGCAAGGGCUGAAGGUAGUAAGCAUGUAGCCUCGGUAGGCUAUUUGUUAAGUCCUGUUUGGUGUAGAAUCGUGUCAGUAGGCAGUGAGAGGCUCGUUAGUGCACGGCACGCUAGUUUUGUGUUUCGGAAAAUGGGCCGACAAGGGCCCUCGACAGUGCAGGGUGUGCAGCGGUCGUUAAAGCUAGACGCCGCCAAACCUCUCAGUAAGGCGGAUCAGAAGUUUAUGGAGGCAGAGGACAAGAAGAUCAGCGCAGCUAUGCAGGCUUGCGACGAGCAGAUCGCUAAGCUCGCCAAGCCCCGGGCCACGAGGGCGGGGCAGACGGGCCCGGCAGAGGCCAAGUACGCAGCCGAUAAGCUGGCUCUGGAGCAGCAGCGUGAUCAGGCGAUUGUGGCGAUUCGGCAGGGCGCCACAUUCAAGCAACUGCAGGCGCGCGUUGCUCGGCGCAAACUGCUGUUGGCGCGACUGGCGGAGCUGCAGGCGCAAGCGCAGCAGGAACUGCCAGAACUGGCAGAGGGAGCGAGCGAGGACGAGGCCGCGGACGAUGACGGUGAUGACGAUGACGGUGAGGAGUUGGAGAAUGUGGAUGCACCGCUAGGGCCAGGGGUGAUCGCGGGUGGGACGGUUCAGAACAAGCAGCCGCAGAAGCAGAAGCAGACUGGUCAGCGGCAGCAACAGCUGGGGGGCAGGGCAGUGCUGGCGAGCGGACAGAAGGGCGCGGCACGGGCGACGAACAAGCUCACGCGUUCUCCCUUCCUUUCUCCCGAUGACUCGGACUCCGAGCUGCUGGGGGAGCUUUGGGAGGAGGAUGCUGAGACGGAGGCCCUGCGGCGGGCAGCGGGCCGGCGGUCCAACAAGGACCGCCUACAGCAGCUGCUGGCGGCCGGCGCUCCCACGCAGCCGCCGCCGCAGCUUGCUGCGCUGCCGCAGGUGGACUCCGUGGCCGCGCUUAUGAGUGGCUUGGCGCAGGAGAAGGCGACCGCACAGCUGCUGCAGGACAUCCCUUUCCUGCAGCAGAUUGCGACGGCCACAGGGGCGCGCGCGCCCACAAAGAAGCCCAGCGCGUUUGAUGACCACCUGCAGGACCAGAUCGAUGAUCUCAGGCAGCAGCAACAACUGGGCCUGCAGCUGGUGGCCCAGGCACAGGACGCAUCAUCCCGCGGUCUGCUGCAGGAGCACGUGGCGGUGGUGUCAGUCAAGCUCACGCAGCUGCAGGACUUCCAGCAGCUGGUGCCGUGGAUGCGGAAGGCGGCGAAGGGCCACGACGUGUUCAUGAGCACCAUGCAAAAGGGCUCGGCGGCGGAGAAGGCGUUCCUGAAGGCGGCAGCAAAGCAGCUGCAGCGCCAGGCGCAGGCCGAGCGCGCGCGGGACCGGAAGGGCAGCGGCAGCGGCAGCGGGGCGUGGGCAGCGCCAAGCGACGACAGCGAGGAGGAGGCGCUGCCGCCUCCUCCCAAGCGGCAGCGGAUGGAGCCGGCGCCGGCGUUCAAGCAGCAGCCGCUCAUCGAGACACGCACCUGCGCGUGUUGCGAUAAGAUGGGCCACGUCUGGCGCAACUGCCCGGACCUACAGCGGAUGCCGGAGGCGGAGCGGACGGCGAAGAUCAAGCAGCUCAAUGAGCUGUACUCCGGCGACACGGUGGCGGCGACAAGCUCACAGGGCCAAGCAGCGACUGACAGAGGCGCAGAGGCCGCGAUAGACGGCGGGGCUGUGGAAGGAUUGCUGCAGACAGCCUUGACGGAGGACUGGCUGCUGUCGGCAGCCGCCGACGCAGCUGCGGGUGUGAUGCAGCGCGCAGCAGCACUACUGGCGGAGGAACAGCGGGUGGCGGCAGACACUGCAGUCGCGGCGGCGGAGGCGGCGGAGCAAUCAGCAGCUGCUGCGGUGGCAACUGCAGCAGCUGGCACGACCUGGUUUGGGCCAGAUGGCGUCAAGUUACGCACCGCAGCCUGGCAGGCAUACGGGUUCGACUCGCCGGCCAUCAGGAAUGAGAUCGUGUGGCAGUUUCACACGGAGCCGGCGGCGCGCACCGUCCGCAACCACGCAUCCGCACGGCAACACCGGCAGCAGCUGGGCGCGCACUUCGAUGCCAUGUUGCGGGAGGGAAUUACAGAGCAGUAUAGCCCGGCGGUGCAUGGCGCAGUGGAGAGCUUCGCAGCGGUAGUCAACCCCCUACACGUCGUGCCGAAAGGCGACGACAUCCGGCCCAUCAUCGACCCCAGCGCGUCCGGCGUCAACGCAUGCAUGCAGCAGCUGCCGUGCCGACUGCCGGACCUCGCAACGCUGCUGGAGCAGCUGCCGCGCAACGGAUACCUGGGCAAGCGGGACCUGGCGUCCGGGUUUCAUCAUUGUGUGUUGGCACCAGCAGCUCGGCGCUUCAUGGCAUUUCGCCACCCCGUCAGCAAUGCACUACAGCGCUACAUUGCCUUGCCGUUCGGCGCCAGCCAGAGCCCCGCCAUCUUCUGCGAACUGACGGCGGCAGCCACCACCAUUUUCCAAACCGAGUGCGACCGGCGCGGGCUGCAGGUCCGCAUCUUCACGUACUGCGACGACUUCAUGAUUGUCGGGCAACGGCACGUCGACGUGGUGGGCGCGUUCGAGGUGAUGGACGUGGUGGGAGCGGAGCUGGGCCUCACGUGGAAGGCGGCCAAGGACCAGGGGCGGGACGUGGCGUGUCAGCAGCUAGAAUUCCUGGGCAUGCUGUUUGACACGGUGCGUUUGGAGAUGCGCAUUACACCUGACAAGCGGCAGCGGUACGCAGCGGGGCUGCGAUCGCUGCUCGACGCAGCGGCGGCCGGCGCGGUACAGCGGCACGAUCUGGAGACCACUGCCGGCCGGCUCACGUUCGUUGCCCGCGCAUGUCGAUGGGGAUACACUUUCCUGCAAAGUGUCUACGACACGCUGUUCUCGACGCAGCAGCCGGCCCCACCCACAGUGCGGCUGGGCCCGGCGGCGCUCGAGGACCUGCAGUGGUGGUGGGAGGUGCUGCGGGCGGACUCCUCGCUUUGGGACGGCGCCCGACAAUGCACGGUCGCGGGACUGGAACUGGUGCGGGGGGAGUUCGCUGACGCUCAGAGCGGCGCCGUGGUGUUCACCGACGCCAGCGGGGCGGGCUUCGGCGCCGCGUGGGAGGAGGCGGAGCUGCAGGGAGUGUUCUCGCAGCAGCAGCGGCAGUCGCACAUCGCGUGGUUAGAGCUGACGGCGGUGGUGCGAGCGUUGCAAGCGUGGGCGCCGCGGCUGAAGGGCCGCAAGGUGCUAGUCCGCUGCGACAACACGCAGGCAGUGGCGGCCGUUAACCACGGCUCCACGCGCGUCAGGGAGGGGCGCAGCCUCUGCAGACAGCUGGCAGAACUGGCGAUACGGGAGGGCUUCGAGGUGCGGGCAGAACAUAUCGCAGGCGUAGAGAACGUGCGAGCAGACCGACUCAGCCGACAGCUGGCACAGGCACGGGACCAGAAUCUGCGCCUCAAGCCGGCCAUCUUCCAGGGCCUGGUGGUGGGCAGGUACCGGCCCACCGUCGACUGCUGCGCGGACGUUCUGGGCUUGAACGCACAGCCAGGGUGCAACGAAUUCUUCAGCCCGGAGCGCUCGGUGUUGGGCCAGGAGCAGCAGCUGGCGGGCAAGGUGCUGUGGGCGUUUCCACCGGUGGCGCUGGUGGGCGAGGUGCUGGCGACAAUAGCAGCAGCAGCACGCAUCAGCAGCGCCACCAGGGCGACAGUGGUGGUCCCGGACCAGCCGGACUACCACUGGUACCGGCGCUGGGUGCGGGGGCCGAGCGGGGCGGGCACCGUGUUUAAGACUAAGGGCAGACUAUCCGCCGGGCGGAGGGUGUGCCUGUGGCCGUGGGGAGAAGAGGCGGAGCCGGCGCCGUACGACUUCCUUGUAUUGGCGCAUCACCAAUGCCUGGGCGCCAAGAAGACGGCCUACCCGGGCGGCUGGUUCCGCUGCACGAACUGCGUGCUGGCGGCGGCAGGCGUGGGCGGCGGCGCAACGGCCAAGGCGUUAGCGGCAGAUUGGGUCGCGCUGGCCGGGGGGGAUGUGGCGGACAGCUCAGCCGGCGUGUACGCCACGGGGCUGCGGCGGUACGUGGCCUUCUGCAGCACGGAGCUCAACCUGCGCGAGCGGGAGGCGCUACCACCGGGCCGGAAGGGCGACUUGAACCCACACGCGGUCUGCCUCUUUCUGACGCACUGUAUUCGGCGGAAGGGCUUAGCGCACAAGACGAUGGAGGGCAACAUCAGCGCGCUGGCAGACUGGCAGCGCUCGAAGGGCGUCCACGGCGACGACCUGAUCAGCCGGCACCCGCUCGUCCGGCGUGCGCUGCGCAUCUUGAAGCGCGGCAGCGGGGGGGCCCAGCAGAAGCCACCGCUGCCGCUCUCCGUGCUGCGCCAGCUGGUCGGGUGGCUGGCCGUGGUGGCGGCACAGAACGGCCAGCAGGCCGAGGCGUGCAGCCGUGACGCCUGCUGGCUGGCGCUGGGCUUCUUCGGGAUGCUGCGCCGAGGCGAACUGGCGGCACUUCAGCUGGGAGACGUGGGACAGCAGAAGCCGGAAGGGCCGGUGGUGCUGGAGAUCCAGCGCAGCAAGACGGACCAACAGGGUGCGGGCGCAGCAGUACACCUAGCAGCGAUGACAGCCAGCCGCAUCCCUAUCGGGAGGAUUGUGGGCAGAUACAUACAGUGGCGGCGUGCGGCGGGGGCUGGCGACGGCGAUCCGCUCUUCGCGGUGGUGGGGCGGCGCACGGGGGGGCUUGGGAAAGAGUGGUUCACGCGGCGGCUAAGGAGCCUGCUACAGGCGAUGUGGGAAGGGGCCGCGGGUAAGCCGGACGCGGCGAGCUUCUCAGCUCACAGCUUGCGCAGGGGCGGGGCGACGGCAGCUGCCAACGCGGGGGUUUCAAUCGAGGACAUUAAGGAGCACGGCCGGUGGAAAUCGGACGCCGUGCGCGUGUACAUCCGCAAGUCAACCGUGGAGCAGCGGCGGCUAGUGGCGAGAAUGUGAGCAGAGUGGGGAACCGGUGUGGGGGGUAGUUUCUGCCCGGCGCAAGGUAGGCGCGGCGGGGCAGACCUGGUUUAGAAGGGCGGCGUUUGGUGGGCGCCGCCGGGCCGGGCGUGGGGAGAUGGAUCCCGAAUCCUCACCCGCACGGGUACGGCCCGCAAUCCCCCAUAUCUGUUUUGCUACUCCCUGGACAUAGCAUGAGUAGGUUUGCGAACGGACGCCGAAGGCGGUAACAUUGCUGAGAGAGACAGUACCGAGUGCAAGACGAUGCGGUGUAAUUGUGUGGGUGUGUUACAUGGGCUCCGACUCUCCGCAGCCCAUCAGCUCAAAGGGCUGUUUUAGGCGGAGAAAGGCUUUGCCCGCACGUAGCGUAAAAUAAGUUUUGAAGCGGGACUAAGGAAGGAGGGACGCCCACGGUUGUGAGAGGCGGGGGAAGGGGACAAGUGCGGACGAAGGCCUGGGGUCAAGGCGUGUCGAACCCCAUCGCUAGGCAAGGGCUGAAGGUAGUAAGCAUGUAGCCUCGGUAGGCUAUUUGUUAAGUCCUGUUUGGUGUAGAAUCGUGUCAGUAGGCAGUGAGAGGCUCGUUAGUGCACGGCACGCUAGUUUUGUGUUUCCCGCCCACCCACCCCUCGUUUUCCUGACCACAGUGUUAUGUUGAAGGCCGACAGUGGGGGCACUGGUGGCGACGCUAUUAUGGUUUGACUUGUCUGGUUUGCCAGAGGACGUGUCCGGGGGGGUAGUUUCUGCCCGGCGCAAGGUAGGCGCGGCGGGGCAGACCUGGUUUAGAAGGGCGGCGUUUGGUGGGCGCCGCCGGGCCGGGCGUGGGGAGAUGGAUCCCGAAUCCUCACCCGCACGGGUACGGCCCGCAAUCCCCCAUAUCUGUUUUGCUACUCCCUGGACAUAGCAUGAGUAGGUUUGCGAACGGACGCCGAAGGCGGUAACAUUGCUGAGAGAGACAGUACCGAGUGCAAGACGAUGCGGUGUAAUUGUGUGGGUGU
Messenger RNA from Chlamydomonas reinhardtii, 6310 nucleotides. RefSeq lists its product as uncharacterized. The transcript has 4 exons. NCBI's taxonomy places the organism in Eukaryota, Viridiplantae, Chlorophyta, Chlorophyceae, Chlamydomonadales, Chlamydomonadaceae. The record is from RefSeq and is a predicted model, not a curated record. Bases 456 to 5315 code for a protein of 1619 amino acids. Gene Ontology annotation, biological process: DNA recombination; DNA integration. Gene Ontology annotation, molecular function: DNA binding; zinc ion binding.